Tremella mesenterica DSM 1558 is the source of this 1224-nucleotide messenger RNA. RefSeq lists its product as uncharacterized. The transcript has 5 exons. Lineage: Eukaryota; Fungi; Basidiomycota; Tremellomycetes; Tremellales; Tremellaceae. Gene Ontology annotation, molecular function: nucleotide binding. The coding region runs from base 1 to 1224 and encodes 407 amino acids. The record is from RefSeq and is a predicted model, not a curated record.
AUGUUUUUCUCACCUAUUCGAAGAUUCGCAGCUUCCCGAUUGACGUCAAGUGCAGGAAGACCUUUCAAUGUGUUGAUGAUAGGUGCUGGUCCUGUCAAUUUUGGGACACCGGAAGGACCAUGGGAUCAUACACCUCGGUCGGAGACUCAUGUAGUCGGUAUAGUCGAACGUGAUCCUUUGCGAGCAGAUAGAGUUUUAUCUAUCAAAAGAGCUGAUGAAACUGCUCGUGGGGGAUAUAAGGAUACCAAAGUGUUUUCUAGUAUUCAAGAAGCUGGGGCGACUUUACGAGGGGAUUCUUCACCUCAACUCGCAGUUGUAGGUAUUCAAGCUUUCGCAAGAGGUUCCACUCGUACUGGUCGUGAUACAGAACUUCAACUCAUCCAUCAAUUCCCACAAAUCGGUCUAUUGAUCGAAAAACCAAUUUCAGCCGAUGAUUUCUCUCAAGUCGAAUCAGUAGCUCAAUCUCUAGAGAAAGCUAACACCAUAACUUCCGUCGGAUACAUGUUACGUUAUCUCCAAGCUGUCAAAGAGAUGAAACGUCUCAUAGCUGUAAACAAACUCAAUAUCAUGGCUACAAAUUCUAGGUUUCUCAUGGCAUAUCAAUCCGCCGCUGGGGAAGGUGCCACCAGAAAUUAUUGGGAUAAACGUUUAGAAUUAGGUCCAAUUGUAGGACAAGGUACUCAUUUAGUGGAUUUGGUUAGAUAUUUAGCUCCGAAAGUUCAAGAGGAAACUUUACAUGUGAAUACUAUCGAACCUACUGAUCCUGCUGGGUAUUUAAGUGAAAUCAAGUUUGAUGAGAAGAAAAUAGUGGAACCUGAUCAGAGGAUACCGAGGAUGACACAUGCUACUUGGAGAUAUAAGAAUGGAGGGUUGGGUAGUUUUCUUCAUGGAUGUGUUUUACAUGAUGGUGAUUACGAUUGCGAAGUCGUCGUCCUUGCCGAUGGAUGGCUCAUGCGUCUCACCGACAUAUACGGAACCAACCCCACUCUUCAUGUACGUCGACCAGGUACAAAUGCAGAGGUAGCUACUGUUUUUGCGAAUGAUGAUUGUUAUUAUACAGAGGUCGCAGCUGUGGUCGAUGCCAUCGAGGGUACUGGUCCGAAAUCGGCUAUUUUGUCGACUUAUGAAGAUGCUAUGGAGUCGUAUAAGAUGACUUGGGAGAUACGUUUAGCAGGAGAAGCAGCUGCCAAAGCUCGCGGAGUGGAUCCUGCGAUAGAUGGAUAA